Molecule: messenger RNA, 1216 nt
Organism: Aphanomyces astaci
Lineage: Eukaryota; Oomycota; Saprolegniomycetes; Saprolegniales; Verrucalvaceae
Exons: 3
Coding region: 102-1067 (321 amino acids)
Biological process (GO): regulation of DNA-templated transcription
Molecular function (GO): DNA binding
Source: RefSeq, a predicted model, not a curated record
GUUUUUUCCAAAUCACAACAAGCACUCACAAAAAAGCCAUCUUCAGCGCAACUGAUUUGCUAGGACUGCGUCCCAUCGACUUGAGAUUGACACCCGCUCCAAUGGCCACCACGACCGCCACAUCUACGAGCAAGAACAGUAGCAGUCGCUUCCUCCCGUCCACCAACAGCUUGUGCUUGGACAUGCACAAGGUGCAUCCUUCUGCGACGAGACCACCGAGUCCAAAGAUGGAGUUUGCCACACCGCCGACGCGAACCAUCACCCCACCUCCGAUCAUGAAGCUUCCACAUUCGUUUGCGACCAAGCAGGUAUCGCAUCCACCGCAUUUGCAGCUCAAAGUGUCAGAUCCUUAUAUUACGAUGGACAAGAAGCUGGCAACGCUGAAAAUCCCAUCGGCGUGCGAGACUCCAUUACAUUACACGCCACCGCCUCCGUUCCCCGAGACAAGUCCGAGCGAGAACAAGAUGAUGGAUGCCGACUUUGCCAAGCGAAAAAAGGGAACCCGACGAGGCACACUGAAUCCUGAGGCCAAGAACGUGCUGAAAGCAUGGAUGUUCUCUCCCGAGCAUUUUGCGCAUCCAUACCCGAGCGAAGAAGAGAAGGAAGAGUUGGCGGCUGAAGCGGGCAUUGAGGUCAAGCAACUCUCGAACUGGUUCACGAACGCCCGGAAACGACUGUGGCAACCAGUGCUGCGCCAAUCAGGUGUUGAAGUCAAGAACUUUUUGUCUACUGGUCGAGGGGGUCCCCGCGGCGCCAAGUUGGACGUGCCGACGAACAUUGCAUUUCUGGCUGGAUCGAAUUCCCCGCCGUCGUCUCCUCGAAGCGCUGGGUCCAAUGACGACGAUGACCACGAUACGUCCUCAUUUCGAUUUGCAUCGGUGCCGGACAAAGUCGUGAAGCGCAUGCGACGAACAGAGCCACAGGACAACGACAGCGGCGGCAACUCCCCUGCGUCAUCGUCGGACGACUCGUUCGAGCACCAUACAAGGGACGGCUUCCGUGACGUCGAGAUCUUAGCGGCCAAGUCGCUGCUCGGGUUGCACCGGGAGUACCAGCCGGUGCAUUGACUGGUCGCCAACACGAUCCAACCCUACUAGGCCGCCAAUCGACGGGACACGGCAGUAUCAUUAUCGUUAAAUUUAUUUUCCCUACACAAUAAUAAAGCGCAUCUUAUUUGGUGCGGCGCUCCAUCCCCUCCGCGCGCCGCUUUUGCUUU